UAUUAUUUUCCACGUGUAGGCUCUCCCAGUCAUCGACUACUGACUGAAUCGUUUAUCUUGCAGAGGGGAGAAGAGCAACCAGAGGAAAGCAAACCGUAGAGAGACACACAAUGCCUUGCAUUUCCUUCUUUUCCACAACUAAACCCACAACUUUUGCGUCUCUAGCAGAAGAGACUCCUAGUCCUCGACUUCCUACCUCAAAACCUGCAAAGAGACCAAAACUCAGAACAAGAAACAAACCACAACCACCGCACUUACAGUCGCAGUCCUAUAAUUCGCCAAACUCUUCCAUCAUUCAAAUAGAACGCGCCAUUGGCGCUGGCUCCUACCGCGACACUGACCCUGGGGAAUUGAGGAAAAGGAACACGGUGUUUGAUGGGAUUUUGCCGACUGGAGGCGAUAAAUUUGAAGGGGAGAUUGAGAAGAAAAUCAGAGAAACUGGAGAAUGGCUUAGCAGUCGAACUGAAGCGCGGUUUCGCUCCUCUGGGAAACAAAUUUUGAUGGUUGUAUUUCAAUGGAUUCUACCAAUUUGGACUUUAUCACUACUAGUGGCUGCUGGAGUAAUAAAGUUACCAUUCAGCAUGCAGUUACUGGAGGACCUGCUUAUGUGAAUACAUUUUCCAGGCCGAACCAAAUCUAUUGUACACAGCUGUAUAGAAUAUCCAACUUACAGGAUGACGUACCUCUAAGAUGAUGUUACAAGUUACAAUUUUAUCAGCAUCUGGAUGUUCCAGGUAAUUGCCAGACUAUAUACAGAUUUUGUGUUUACAUUUUAUAUGCAUAGUUCAAGUGGUCAGUUUAUGCUUAAGUUAUUCUUUAACUUUUACUCUAAGGUAAUGUCUGCUGUAAUCUGAAAAAAGCCAAUUUCAAGUUACUCCCUUGCUAUGUAAAUGAGUUAUUUACCUUUUUCCCGUCUAGUCCAUGUUGAAAAAUUAUUUAGACUUUAGGCUAGGUUUGGUACAUUAUGUAGAUAAGGUAUCCAAUGUCAAUUUAGGAGAUAAUUUCUUAUGUAUAGUGUAACAUACUACUUGUUCUACGGUGGACUGUUAUUCGUUGUAUGGGAGGUGUAUUCAUUCAGCA
This is a messenger RNA of Carica papaya (papaya), 1080 nucleotides long. It is a transcript of the gene CRR3, whose product is annotated as chlororespiratory reduction 3. The record is from RefSeq and is a predicted model, not a curated record. Lineage: Eukaryota; Viridiplantae; Streptophyta; Magnoliopsida; Brassicales; Caricaceae. Gene Ontology annotation, cellular component: chloroplast thylakoid membrane; NAD(P)H dehydrogenase complex (plastoquinone). Gene Ontology annotation, biological process: photosynthetic electron transport in photosystem I.